This is a messenger RNA of Caenorhabditis sp. 36 PRJEB53466, 9360 nucleotides long. Lineage: Eukaryota; Metazoa; Nematoda; Chromadorea; Rhabditida; Rhabditidae. The record is from the annotation of a GenBank genome assembly.
AUGGAUGAUCCCUCUGGGAGUAGUUCCAGCAAGGCUGGGGUGAGAAUGCGUUUUUAAGCCAGAAGACGUGGAAAAUGUUAUUUCAGAGUUCCGGAAACCCAGGUCCCUCGUCUUCCAGUGCAAAAGGUCGAGGUUCCCGCAAGUCGGAGGGACGGGGUCGGAAGGCGACUUCAUCUUCCGAAGAAAAGGAUCCUGUCCGGGCAGCGCCUGCAGCUCCUACGACGCCGGAAGGAUAUCGUGUAAAUCUGCUCGAUACUGAUGCAAACAAGAAGAGCCUGUACCAACUAGCACAAGAGGAGAUGGCGGAUGGAAAGUCGGAUAUCAAGCUGCCGACGACCAGCGAGGAGUACUACGAACUUGAAGAGAUUCUGAUGAAUCCCGCCAGAAUGGAAGGUCGUGAAGUGUCUCUCAACGUCUAUGAUAUGGUAAGCGGAAGCUCAGUUGCGAUUUAAAUUCAGAUUGGGUUCCAGGUUCGUGCCAAGUACAAUGUCAUUCGCGAAAAAAACGCUUCCGAAGCCGAUAUGCAGAAAGUGAUUGGCGCUCUUUCCUGUGAUGUCUGCCAGGAGCUCAUUACGGACUCUAUCAUGACAAAGGUAGCUAGGAUAAAAAACAGCUUUUUGUAGAACCCUAUUUUCAGAAAUGUGGACACCGAUUCUGCGAUCAGUGCAUCAUGAUUCCUCUCACACGCCAAGGAAACUCUACGUGUCCUACCUGCCGUCAGAACUUGGGUUCAAAAAGAGAACUCCAGCAAGAUCCCAGAUUUGAUCAGCUCAUUUAUCAAGUAUGUUCUGAGAUAUUAAAAGAAACUUGCUAAAUGCAUUGAUUUGAGGUCGUGGAAAGUCGCUCGAUAGUACCGCGCAUGCUGACCAAGAACAGAGAACACGAACGAGAUAUCUACUUCGGACGCCGAGGAUACAUCGAAAGUGACGAGAAAUACAUGAAGAAGUUCACUUUAGACAGUGACCGCCAGAAGCGUCGAGCGUAUAGGAAGCGCCAAAGUUCGAAGAAGAAGAUACGUUGGUUCCGCAACAAAGGGCAAAGAGUAGCAAUUCCAAAGCUCGUGAAAUUCGAUUUCAAACCGAAGGUCGCUCGGAAACCUCACAGAGGAGUGCGGAAAGUUGGAAGAAAACUGGGCGAGACGAUUACACUUGACAAUGAAGAGAAGGAAACGACGGAUGGUGUUGCCGCAGAUCAGUCAUCUACCGCAGGGAACGAGAAGGAGAAAGGAAUCAAUGUUCCAAACACAGUCGCUCCAAAGAAGUCAAAGCACCAAUUCGUUCCUUGUACUGUCAAAAUGCACCGCACGGGUAAAGAAUCUGCCGAACAAAUCAAACAGUACAACGAAUGGGCGAAGAGCCGUCGUGCGGUGAAAGUGCGGAACAUUCCUGCUAUCGUGCUUUCCGAUGUGGAAGAGAAAGACGAAAAUGGAAGCGAUUCUGAUCAUGAAGAAGUGGUACUCAGUUCCGAUGAAUCGGAAGGUCCAAUAUUGCUGAAGGAAGUUUCGUUGAAUGAGAAGGAUGUUGAACGAGGAAGCGAUGCCAGCAUUGAUGUAAAAGGUACCAAGCGGAGUAAGAAGAAGAAGAAGAAGCGCAUGGUUGCUGAUGUAGUCAAACCAUCUGCUGAGUCGAGUGACAGUGAAGAAGAGAUCAAACAGAAAAAGGAAAAGAGAAAGAAAAAGGCAAAAAGGAAGACAAAGGAGAAGGAGAAAGAAAAGACGAAGGAGAAGGAAAAGACGACGGAGAAGGAGAAACCGAAAGAGAAGGAUAAGAAAACGGAGAAGGAAACUGUUGCGAAAUCAAUUCUGGUCAAGAAGAAGAUGCUCGGCCGUCCGAAAAGGAAAGUAUCUGUGGCGGAGCGCAAUCCUGACGAUAUCCCAACUCCUAGCGAAGAUUCUUUGACUUCAUCGGAUGAAAAUGACGGAGAAGACCCUUACAGUUUUGUGUUCAAAGAUGGUGAGUUUUAAAGAUCUCCCCUUUCUUUUCAAGCUGUUCACAUCUCAGAAUUCAAUCGUGAUCCUAGAAAAUAUGGACAUCCUGAUGCUAAGAAGCUGUACAACUUUGAUUUCAUGUUGGACAUGGUAACAAGAAUAGAUUCUGAAUGGUUGUAAGGCAUUGUUGAUUACAGGAUACCGAAGUGACACGUAGAUACGAAAAGGAUGCUAAGGCAAAAGUGAUCUUCGACGACUCUAACUCGGAAUCUGAACUGAAUGAGUCCGACGACUCCGAAGCCAGCAAUCUCUCAAUCGAUCCUAAUCAACAAAAGAAAGUUCUCGAAUUCUUCGACAACCUUCCGAAAUCACCAAGCGAAAGGAGAAACGGAUCUGACGAUGAGUGCCAGGUCAUUUCUGCCGUGAACCAACACGCAACAAAUGCUCCGGCAGAAGCUGCGAAAUCUGUUACGAAUCUUUCUGAGGGAACUCCUUCUGUGGGUGCACCGGUCACAAAAGAAAGCAUGAAUGCGACUGAUAUGGCUGGCACAAUCGCGGUUGAAGUGCCUUUCGGAGAGCCCAAACUGAAAAUGGGCAAGAAGACGACGUCGAUUCUGGAUAAAGCUGAGCGGAGUGAAGUGUACAUGAUGGAUGGAUUCAUCUUCCGGCCAGACGACCCUGAUCCGCCCAGAAUCUUCCAAAUUCCUGAAUUCAAUAAUGCAGAAUGGAACGUUACUCCUGAAGCGAUUUAUGAAAUCUAUCCUGAGACAGGUAACUCAUUUAAAAAAUGUUUUAUAUAAACUAUCAAUUUUUUGCAGCUCUCCGGAAGAUUAAAGAUGUGAGAGUGCCUCCUGCCGACUACAAAGCCCCAUCGAGGUACAUCGAGCUCAGCUCGGAUGAAAGCGAUGAUGACGACAUUCAAAUCCUCGAAGAGCCUUCGACUUCCACUCAAACCAAACCCAAUAGGAAAGCCCGUAGCCCAUCAGUUAUCAUUGAUUCUGUGAAAAAGAACAUACCGGUUCCUUCAACGAAGGGUGCUCCCAGAAAGAGAAACGGUGUCACGAAGAAAAAGUUUCUCGAGAUGGAAUAUGAUUCCGACGAGGAAGACAUCGACUUCAGCGACGUCGAGAUGGCUACUCGCAACAUUGAUCGCAGUGAGAUACAAUCGGUCGGAGAGCCACUGUUGAGAAACAAAGUUUUCUAUGGUAAUAUCAACUAAACAUUACCAAUCUAUUAAUUCGAUUUCAGACGUGGACAGAUCUUCGAUCCCGGCCGAGCUGAACGCAGCCGACUUGAGAGAAGCCGGAAAGCUCACAAUGGCAGACAUCGAUCGAUCGACUCAGCAGAUGAAGGAGUACGUCGAAGUAAACAUUCACCGUCGGCGACUGGUUGUCCUGGAUGCAAUCGAGGCUGUGGCUAAAGAUAUGAACUUUGAGUUGGCAACGCUUGCUGACGUGGCUCCUGUAGAGCCAGUCAAGAAGACGAAGGAGAGAAAGCCGAGAAACUCGAAGAAAGAGCCGAAACCGCCGAAACCGCCGAAAGAGCCAAAAACUCCGAAGGAGAAAGGAAAGCCUGGUAGAAAAAAGAAAGAUGCGCCUACCCCAUUGGCUCCUGUAUUCAAAGUGCCGAAAGGGCCAGCACCAAAAGCAGUUGCCCCGAAACUUGCUCCUGCUCCAGAAUCAGAAGUUCCAAUUCUUGAAGGCCCUGAAACUCCGAUCGAUCAAAUUUUCUUUGAUCCUGAUGCUCCGUGCUCUUCGGAGCAAGCUCAACAAAGAGAUGUUCUGAUGGAACGCGUGGAACGAGAACAGAAACUUAUCGCCGAAUCCAUUGAAGCCAAUCGUAAGCUCUCUCCAAAUUCAACCGAGCCAUCUAGCUCUGGAGACACUGCCGCCGGUCUCUCAGAUGCUCCGGCUCUAACGGAUUCCACGUCUGCCAGCAAAAUAGAUGAAAACGACGAGUUUGACAUCACCAAGGAUAGAGAGUUUCUCCUUCCGGACACCGAAGAAAUUAUCGACAAAGAGAACAGAAUCAUCAAAAUUAAGGAGAAACCCAUGAAGCUCAAGCCUAAGACUGGUAUUGGUAAGAUUGGUACGAUUUAUUGCAAAAAGUAAUGAUUCAGUGAUGGGUUUCGUUUCAGAUUACCAAGACAUAGAGACCAAGUUGGGAGCAUAUCUGACAAAAGCGGACGCUACUCUUCUGAAGUGCACAAAGGCGGAAUAUGUCUCGCACGAGUUCCUCAAACUUGUCGCCCAACAACCGGCAGUUGCUGAUGAGGCUCUUGCUCUCGAUUUCUGUACAAGAAACACAGACAAAGAGUUUGAAAUCAAGCAGACAACUGGCAAACGUGCGACGAGAAAUCCUGAUGAGAUGAAACUUGUAAGUCAUUUUUCUUCAUGCCAACAGCUCAGUUAAUUAUUUUGAAUUUCAGGAAGAACUGGUGAAGAACUUCAGCGCGGAUUACGCAAAACAACACCCGAAACCUGUGAGACGUCCGCCUGUGAAUGUUGAACGGAUGAUAAUCGAACGGGCCCAUCUGAUCAAGCACAAACAUAUUGUUGACGCUGAUCCCCUUCAAAUGGUCAGUACUACAUUUCGCUUAACCUACCUGCACAUCCCCCGUAGCCGUAUUCUGAAAAUUCGUAUUGAACAUGUGCAAUGAUAGAAUCCAAUUAAUUUCCAGGUGUUUUGAAAACACCUGUCUCUGAAGUUUUCAUAUCCUUUCUGAAACUCCACUCCUUGAUUAAUUUUCCGUUACAACUGCCGUGCUCAUUUCCGAGACACUGCAUCUCAUUUCCGUUAGCUCCGCAUUCAAUUAUAUUUGAAAAUUCAUUAUCAUCACCACCCGUGUAAUAUGCAUGUGAGUGGCGGAGCAAGACGCGUUGGGAUGCUCUCUCUCUCUCUUUCUCUCUCUCUCGAGGUUACUGCGGCGUAGGAGAGUCCAUUGCAUUAAAAAUGAUUGUCCGUGUGGGUGCCGUUCUAUUCCCAAUUCACAUCGAUUAUCAUCGCUCGCUCGCUCCGCAAUCUCUUCAUACACUUUUCCACCACGUCGACACUUUUGUAUUCAUACAACUGCCGCUCCCUCCAUCACCAUAUACUCAGACGAGCGCUCACAAUAGCUUAUUGUUUUCCGACGCCUCUCCGCUGCCUUUCGAGUCAAUUUUUCCCCCUCUUUUCUGUUACAAUAACAAUAAUAAUAUUAUUUUUUCAGAAGAUACUAAUUGCUCUACAAAAACAGCAAAUUGCCACUGCCAGAGCGAAUACUGCCAACCCAGUUACUGUUACUACCGCCGAGCACGACGAGCAAGUCCGCACCCUACAACAACUCCACAACCCGCAACUUCUUCGUCAACUGCUCAUGAAUCCACAGUUCGCGCUGACUCUGCACAAGACGCAGCAGCAAGCUAUUCAACAGCAACGUGCUCAGCAAAAAGCUCAGACUCAAAGAGAGGCCGCUGCUCGGAAAGCGGAACAAGCUCGAGUCGAGAAGAUUGCCCGUGAUCGGAUUGCGCAAGAGAACGCAGAGAAAGCAUCCAAGGAAGAAAACGUCGCUCGUCCUGUCGCCAACACGGUUUCGAAGAUCGUUGACGUGGCACAGCCAAAAGACCAGGCUGUAGCUGAUUCAACUACAAAAACAAUCGAGUCUUAUGUUACGGUGAGUGGGGAAUGUUGUUAAAAUAUGUAUAAACAAAAAAUAAUUGCAGCCGGCAUCGGAGGGAAAGUCUCAAAACAUCUCAACUGUCAACAUUGGAGAUGAAACUAUAGAGCAAACUCCAAAGUCAAAUUCUGUUGGUGUCUCAGCGGAUACGCCACCGUUGAAGAAGACCGAAAACCCUGCCGCCAAGCCUACUGAAGAGCCAAUGGACACGUCUGACAACACUCCGAGCGCUGCUCUUCCUUGUUCUGCGCGUGUUUCUCAAUCUUCUGAACGAACGGAAACAUCUCGGAAUAAUUCACGUUCCCGUUCACCCCUUGAUCGGGAUGAAAUCGAAUCUGCCAGAGCUGGUGGUGGCGACGACGAUGUCAUUGUGCUCUCCGGAGGGAACAAACCGAUGGCGGAUGAUACUAUUUUGGAAGAGAUUGACAUGCAAGAUGACGAGUAUUCCCCGUCUUUAACACCGGACACAUCUGAUCAGGAAAAAGGAGAUGAUGACGACGACGACGACGACGACGAGUUGGAUGAUGAGAAUGAAGACGACGAGGAAGAGGCUUGCUUCUCAGACGGUGGCACGAAAGUUGAACAGAUGAUGAACAAGACGAUUGAGCCUGAUGACGAGUACCUUGCCGAAUACGCUGAGUACGAGAAGAAAUUGGAUAAAUUCGACAAGGAAGAUUUGGAUAUCGAGAAGCUUAGUUAUGUUAAGCGAUACUUCCCGGAUGCCAUGAAAGCCGCUAAUAUUAAAGUGAUCGAUAAACACCGCAGAGAUGAGGAGAUAGCUCCGUACGUUGAGGCAGAGAAGCAACGGAAAGCCAAGGAGAAGCCAACUGUACUCGAGGCCGAAGAGGAUGAUGGCGAAGAGAUAAAAGAAGAAGCUGCUGCUGCUGCUGCUCCACAAAUAGAAGAGCAAUACGACGAAGACGGCUACUCGAAGAUCAAUGUUGAUCAAUUGGGUCUCGCCAAGAAGAUUCUGCAGCAGAAACAGGAUGUGGAGUCUUCGGGAGAAUCGGAUUCAGAUCAUGGUAACCUGUCUGUAGGUCGCAGCUGUCCUCAAUUAACUGUUUACAGAAGACUACGACAUUACGCAGAACCUGCCUCCGAAAAUCAAGCGUUUUGUUCUGAAGAACAGAGUACGUCGUGCCAAGAGAGCUCCGUUCUUCGCCAACAUUCCAGCUGCAAUCAAGCAGAAGUACAUCGAGAAGAAGAUCGAACUGCAACGUGCCAAAUGUAAGUGGAAGACCUACUAUCAUCUGUAAACUGGUGGAUUUCAGUCCGUGCCCGCAUCAAGGCUCAAAAGAUGGCCUCGAUUCGUAUCGCUAUUCCUCCUCCGAGACCACCUCCGCAGUUCGUCGCUCCUCAAACACCCGCGAGAGGCUCGGCGGCAAAGCAACAAACUCCACGGGGACCGAAGCCAAAGAAGGCAAAAAUGACCAAUGUGGUAAGAUAUCAAAUUUCUAUUUUCAGUUUUUCUUUGUCACUUUUGCUAUUCACUAAUCUCUUGCAGCAAAUGUCCAUUGUCCAGCCACCUUUACCUCUUCAUCAACUUCAGAGUCAUAUGGUCCGUUCGCAUGUAUGCUAUAUAUGUUGUGUGUCCGUGAUUCUCAUCGAUUCUAAUUCAUCAGAUUCAAUCACUUUAAAUCAUUUUAGAAUUAAAAUUUUUUGCAGAACGUACCCACAAAGAUUACCGCUGUGCCGAAUGUUGCUGCUGGCUAUCCACAUCCACAUCCACAACCGACUCCGGUGAAGACCGUGCAGGGCACUCCACGUCCCCAGCAAGGACCGCCAGGCCACCCGCAGACACCAUCUCAUCUUGCUCAACUCGGAAACUUUGUGCAUGGUGCUCAUCCUGGUCAACAAAUGAAUGCUGCUCAGUUCCAAGCAGCUCAAGCUGCUCAAGCUGCUCAAUUCAAGGCCUAUCAGAUGGCCCAGGCAGCAAAGCAGGGGCAAGCAGCUCAAGGGGAUCGUCCGAUUCCCGUCGCUACUCCGAUGCCUGGACAACCUCAACCAAUGCCUCAAACAUUCCAAAGUUAUCUGACUCCGUAAGACAACGAAAUUUGAAGUUGAAAGUGCUAAUUUAUUGAUUACAGACCUGAACUGCAAGAGUUGGAGAUCAGAAAGCAGAACGACGAGAUGAAUAAAGUGAUGGAACUCUUGAGAAAUCGUGGACAGUAUCCUCCAAUGAACCAGGAUCAUUUUGCUAUCCACGUUCAACAAGCCAAGGCCGAUGUGUACUCGAUGGGAUUUGCUGAGUUGCAUGGACAACUGAGAUUGCAGGCUGAGCACAACGCUCGGCUGAGAGCAAUGCAACAUGCUCAAGAUCAAGCUUGUCAGGAGGCUGCCCGAGAAGCAGCUCGAUUAGCAGCUCGUGAAGCAGCCAAAGAAGCAGCCAGAAAAAAGACCGAGGCCGAAGCUCGUGCCAAAGCAAAGGCGGAGGCAGAAGCGAAGGCCAAAGCAGAAGAAGAGAAGAAAGAACGAGCUCUCCAGGCUCAAACUUUGGCUCAAGCUCAAGCACGAUUUGCUCAGAUGCAGGCUCAUGCGAAAAUGCUCGAGCAAACUGGAAAUCGUCCUGGAGUCGACAUGCAACAAGUCCAGGCUCAACAAAUGCAACAGAUGCAGCAUAUGCAGCAAAUUCAACACAUGCAGCAGAUGCAAAUGCAGCAAGCAGCAUUCGCCGCUCGCAUGCAACAAGGAACUCCAAUGCCGGGAGCACAAGGAGGAGCGCCAGGACCUUCGGGUGCUCCACCACAAAUGCAAGGAGCCCCAGGAAUGCCCGGAAUGCCCGGAAUGCCCGGAGUGCCCGGAGUACCAGGAUACCCUGGAUAUCCGGGAGUACCAGGGAUGCCUGGCAUGACAAUGAUGCCAGGAAUGUCGAUAAUGGCUGGAAUGCCAGGAAUACCGGGAGUGGGAAUGGUGCCAGGUAUGCAACAAGCGAUGCACAUGCAGAACCAACCUGGCCAGGCUCCAUCCAAUGGAAGCCAGCAGACGCCGCAACAACUACUCCUGCAGCUCCAGAUGCAACAGCAACAGGUCAUGCAGCAACAGUUCCAGCAGCAGUUCAACCAGCAACUCCAAUGGGCACACCAGCAGCAGCAGCAGCAACCGGCAUUGGCUCCAGUCGCCACGCCUACAAUCGCCAGCACUCCUGUUCCGACCAUAGCUCGGGCUCCAACGGCCGCGCCACAGGCUAUCCUGCCGGGAACAGUUCACAACGGCCAUCCACCAACCGCUGCUCCCAGAAGAGUAAAAGUACGGAUUGCAAAUUUGCAAUAGGCUUAACCGUACAUUUUAUUUUCAGAGCCCUGUCGAGUUGGAGUUGUGGCCAACUAAUGGUUAUGAUGAAAAGAAAGGCACCCAAACCGGCGCUAUUUAUUGUGCAUCCACUGAAGAUGUCACUUGUAAGUUUCAUCUUUUUCUCCACUCGAUUUAAUAAUACAAGUAAGUAAGUAAGUAAUGCUUUUUUUUCCAGUUUACCACGUCGCUUGUCUCAUUAAAUCUCGUUCUCCAAUCAAUGCCAGUGAUGUUGGAUCUCUCUGGGUUAUGGUAAGUCAAAAACGUUCGAAAAUCGUAUCCAUCCGCUAUUUGUUUUCAGCGUCUCGACGACCUGGCUAUUGCGCAGUUCCAAUUGCACCAACUUCUUGAAGAAGCGCAAGUUUUUGUUGGAAAACAACACUUGAUCAUUUUCUACGACGACGUGAUGGCUGGAGAAACUCCAAAGACCCGGGAGUAUAUUAUCAACAAGAACUUUAAGCCAGAUCGUCAGAACGCUAACAAGGCAUAA